Molecule: messenger RNA, 810 nt
Organism: Chrysochloris asiatica (Cape golden mole)
Lineage: Eukaryota; Metazoa; Chordata; Mammalia; Afrosoricida; Chrysochloridae
Product: olfactory receptor 51F1-like
Exons: 3
Biological process (GO): G protein-coupled receptor signaling pathway
Cellular component (GO): membrane
Molecular function (GO): G protein-coupled receptor activity; olfactory receptor activity
Source: RefSeq, a predicted model, not a curated record
CUACAGCUCAGGAAUAACAUGGAGAGUCUAAGGAACUUGACUUCUUCAUUUCCAACCUUCUUGCUGACAGGUAUUCCUGGUCUAGAGUCUGUCCAGGCCUGGCUCUCCAUUCCCUUCUGUUGUCUCUAUGCCAUUGCCCUCUCAGGGAACAGCAUGAUCCUGUUUGUCAUCAUCACCCAGAAGAGUCUCCAUGAGCCCAUGUACUAUUUCCUCUCCAUGCUGUCAGCUACUGAUCUGGGCUUGACUGUUUCCACAAUGUCAACAACACUAGCUGUCCUGUGGUUUGAUGCAAACAAAAUCAGUUUGGAUGCCUGCAUCAUCCAGAUGUUUUUUCUUCAUGGAUUUGCCUUCAUGGAAACAGGAGUGCUUGUAGCUAUGGCCUUUGACCGUUAUGUAGCAAUUUGUAACCCUCUGAGGUACACCAGCAUCCUCACUAAUUCUAGAAUCAUUCACAUGGGUCUCUUGAUAAUUAUACGUACUGUGGUAAUAGUAGUACCACCAGUUUCACUUCUUAAACCUCUCUUUUUCUGUAGAGGUAAUGCCCUUUCCCACUCCUACUGUUACCAUCCAGAUGUGAUUAAAUUAGCUUGUUCAGAUACUCGAGUCAAUAACAUCUGUGGAUUAUUUGGGCUCCUCCUGUCCACAGGGAUCGAUACACCAUGCAUUAUCUUGUCUUACAUCAUGAUUAUUCGCUCUGUCUUGAGUAUCGCCUCCCCUGAAGAAUGUGGAAUGGAGCUCACCCUCAUGGCCCAGUAUUUAGCCAAGCAAUACACAGAAAAUCAAGAUUUUGCAAGAGAAUUCUGUUCCUGA